CUCUUGUUGUUUUCAAUGAAGUAUCACUUAUCUGCUUCGUAAUUCCUCCAAAAAAAUUACGCAUGACACUACUGGGCUCUUUUCAAUAGCGAUAACAGAUUGAUAAUAAUUUUGAAUUAGGAUUAACUAAAGUCUUAACAGUCGAAAAGUGUGUUAUCAAUAUGAAGCUUCAAAUUCUGGGUCUAAUCUUACUGAGCACAGUUAUUAUUAGUGAAGGAUUCUCUGAUAGUGAAGAACAUGACAUUCACGAAGAUGAAAUCAUUGAAAAUGAGGAGAAAAUACAAGGCGGAAAGUUAUCAAACAUCAUAAAACAUCCAUACAUGAUUUCAAUUCAAAGAGAAGGUGAAACAGAAGGAGCUGCCUUUAUAAUCAACAGAAGAUGGGCUUUAACAGCAGCCUACCAUUUCUGGGGGUUCACAAACGGAUCACUGACGUUUCGUGCGGGUAGCAGCUUAGCAUCUAGGGGCCGAAAAGUGCAUGUGGAGAGUUUCUUCACGCACCCUGGCUACCUCGGCCGAUGGAAAGACGACUUGACUGUGUUCAAGCUCACCAAGCCACUGCCACUAAGCAGAACCAUCCGGCCGAUCGGGCUUGCUUCGUCUCUGCCCAAAAACGGAUCACUGGCGACUACUUGCGGCUGGGGAUACCAGAAAUGGGGAUUCAAAGCGGAUGACAAAAAUGACACAUUAAGAACCACAACAGUGAAAUAUACGGAGUCUAAGAGCUGUCUCGAUUUCUACCCAGGCGAACUAAAUGAGGGAAAUUUCUGCUCGUUGACUGAAGGAAAAUCACCAUGUGUGUUUGAUUGGGGAGCGCCCCUGGUCUUCAAAGGAAAAGCAUUUGGUUUGUUCGUCGGGGGCCAUGGCUGUGGGAGUCUACAAAGUCCACCAGUCUACAUUGACCUCACCAAGUACAAAAAGUGGAUAAACUACAUCAUCAAAAAACACUAAAAAUCUUAUGAGAUUUGAUCGUGCCAAUAAUAAUUAAUGUCAAAAAUUAAUCUAAACUUAGAUUUAUUAAUUUGAUAACCGGGUUUGUAAUAACUGCGAUGUCAAAAUCGUUUAA
This is a messenger RNA of Nilaparvata lugens (brown planthopper), 1065 nucleotides long. Its product is annotated as trypsin alpha-3. Gene Ontology annotation, biological process: proteolysis. Gene Ontology annotation, molecular function: serine-type endopeptidase activity. The record is from RefSeq and is a predicted model, not a curated record. The coding region runs from base 162 to 950 and encodes 262 amino acids. NCBI's taxonomy places the organism in Eukaryota, Metazoa, Arthropoda, Insecta, Hemiptera, Delphacidae. The transcript has 6 exons.